Ostrinia nubilalis (European corn borer) is the source of this 2271-nucleotide messenger RNA. RefSeq lists its product as uncharacterized. The transcript is spliced from 6 exons. Bases 112 to 729 code for a protein of 205 amino acids. Lineage: Eukaryota; Metazoa; Arthropoda; Insecta; Lepidoptera; Crambidae. The record is from RefSeq and is a predicted model, not a curated record.
CGCGCUCGGCCAGACCAACCGUGGCCUCCGAGCGCAGUGCACCUACACCAUACCUAGCCGCCCCGCGGAGAAAGGAACUGCAACUUACGACAUCCGCGAACCGACCACAUCAUGAAGAUAUUACCUCUUAUCAUGCUGCUGGCGUGUGUGGCGUGGCAGGUAUCGGCGCGCGCGCAAGAUGAAGUUGAGCCAAGAGCGUCGCCUUCCCGCGGCCUGCUGAAGCGAGGGCUGGCGAAGAAGCCCUCAACAACGACCACUCCCGCUCCUCAGGAAGAGGAAUACGAAGAUGAAGGUGACUAUCCUGCCGAGGGAGAACAGGAGCCAUCCACAGAGGCGCCGCCCUCUUCCACGGAGGGCAAGAAACUUGUAGGCGGAGGCGUCAGGCCUUUCCGCAGCAACACUGACCUCCUCGAGACUUUGAAGAGAAGGAGAGCACAGGCUGCUGAAGCUAAGCACUCCAGCCACGCUCCCAUUGCCGCCGCCGCACAGUCGGAGGAUGCCCCAACAGAAGCGCCUCCCAAGGGUAACUUCAGUAAGAAGAGGUUCAACAACGCCCCUCCUGCGCGUGAGGCAACGUACGACGACGCACCUGCUCCCUCAAAGCCCAGCAGGGGGCGUUUCGGCAGACCGGCCGCACGAUCUAUCCCUGAACCUGAGAACGAGGAGCAGAAUGACGCUGCUCCUCCCACCAGGACUGGCAGGGGAUUCUCUCGAAGGGGGGGCUACUAAGUCCUAAAAAUACUCAUGUAAUCUAAUUCCUAAAAUCCUAUUCCCUAAUAUUCAACAUGGAGAAGCGAGACUAAUGACACCUUCAUGGCAUUCUCUUCAUUGCAUUUGGACAAGUAGUUAUUGAAAAACUGAUAUUCUUCAUGUAAUACUGACAAAUGACGAACAUAAAAGGAAAUUAGCUUUUUUAUACUUUUUUAUUCUCAAAUUAUUUUUUCACUACAUUCUUAGUUUUUCAAUUUUUCACUCUCCGAUAGAAUGACUCCAGAGGUGAUGUAAAUAAUAGUGCUGAUCAUAGUCUGCGCCGAUGGAAAUGGGAUAUCUUGCGAAUGCUUAAGGAAAGUUUCUGUUUCUGAGAACUCUAGAUUUUGCAACAUGUUUGUGACGGGUAAACGAAAAACCGAGGUCAUGCGCAGUUUUAACAUGCCUACUAUCACAUUUUUGAUUACUAUGAAUCUUAGACUCUACCUACCUUUGACCACUAAGUAAGCAUGAUGGAUUGUGUACCACAAUGGAACUGCCUAUCAUACCUUCAACUGCCGAAACAUAGCGAAGUAAACGUUGUUGUUAUGGCGACAGACUAUACAUAAAUAAUAGUGCUGAUCAUAGUCUGCGCCGAUGGAAAUGGGAUAUCUUGCGAAUGCUUAAGGACGACUAAGAUUGGCCCCGAAUUGUCUUGUCCUUAGUGAUAUCAAUAGGUUUAUUGCUAACUCAGUCAGUGCCUGAGUUAGGGGAAAGGCCCAGGGACUGACUGAGAUAAGUGCUAGAACUAUACCUAAGUCGUAUCACAUUUAUCAACCCGGACAGGGAUCGUAACCGUUUCAACUCGAAGCGGUCAGUAAAUUCUUUGUAUGAAACACCAUACUGCAACGCACACUUAUCGUAACGUAAACGCCUCGCCUCGCGGUUGACAGUGCCUUGUUGAUCCCAUUCAGAGUUGAUAAAUCUGCUAUGACCUUAAAAUCACUGAGACAGUUCAAUCUACUAAGUAGAUUAAGAUCAACUCAUUCGCAAAAACCAAUCCUUUUGGAACGGACUGUGGUUACCUCUCUGACAAUAUUAUAAACGCUUAAUAAUUCCAUGUUUUCUAUCUUUAUGUUUCUUUAGUUUGUGUAUUCAAUUUAAUUUAUUUUAAACUCUGUCUAUUAUUACUGUAUGACAAAGCCGAAUUAUGGCUGAAAGAUCACUAUGUUUUACAUUGUCUCUGGCGACCACAGAGAAUACCUCUAGGGAUUAUUAGUCAGUCGCAGAAGUAUUUUGUUACACAUGCGAAAUGGAUCUCAAUCGUUCGUAUAAUUGUCUCUCUCACUCGUUCAUACGUGUUUUCAACACCAAAGAUGAGACAAACAAAAUAAACAUUUCGCUGUGAAAGAAAGUGUUCAAGCCUCCGUGAUCCUCCCGUAUAAUAAGUAAACUGCCAUGUAUUUUAGUCUGGCUGAGGUUUAAAAUGAAUUAUUACAUGUUAAUAAGUACCUACUUUCUAUUUUUCUAUUGUAAAUUAUACUUUAUAAGAUAUUUUUAAAUACAUAAUUUUAAAUUGUCGUA